Messenger RNA from Anguilla anguilla (European eel), 3003 nucleotides. RefSeq names its product synaptotagmin XIX (gene syt19). Gene Ontology annotation, cellular component: synapse; axon. Gene Ontology annotation, molecular function: SNARE binding; calcium ion binding; calcium-dependent phospholipid binding. The record is from RefSeq and is a predicted model, not a curated record. The transcript has 6 exons. The coding region runs from base 626 to 2152 and encodes 508 amino acids. NCBI's taxonomy places the organism in Eukaryota, Metazoa, Chordata, Actinopteri, Anguilliformes, Anguillidae. Gene Ontology annotation, biological process: calcium-ion regulated exocytosis; cellular response to calcium ion; regulation of dopamine secretion.
CAAGUCUGUUUAAUAGCUGGCCUGUUCUGUUUAACAGAUACAGAUAUGCACUUAUUGUACGUCACUUCAGAUAAAAACGUCUGCCAAACAAAUGUAAUGUAAUACAAUACAUAAUAUAAUGCAUUGUUGUACAUAAAAGUUGUUGGAUAAAGGUAUCAGAUAUAACCCACUUGUUUUGGUCGGGGUAGAGGGUGGGAAAUUUAGUGGGCAUCAAGAUAAAAGGUUUAGGACUCCCUGCUCGAUAGUAAAGUAUGUAAAAAUCAAAAUGCUAUUGACGCCAAACCUGGGCCAAAAAAACACACAGGAAAUAUGCUUUAGCUCUGUUAGUAAACUUAGAAACUCCUGUAGAAACUUCCCUGAGGAAUUUCAGUGAAAGGUUAUCAGCCAAAAUGCACAAAAAUCAAGAAUGUUUGUUUUCUGAACACUGUUAAAAUGUUCACAGUACUGGUCAUGUUGGUUUGUGGUGGACAUUGACAGUACUGGUCAUGCUGUUUUGUUGUGGAUAUUGACACUGCUGGUCACGUUGGUUUGUUGUGGAAGCUGACACUACUGGUCAUUUUGGUUUGUGGUGGAAGCAGACACUGCUGGUCAUGUUGGUUUGUUGUGGAGGUUGACACUACUGGUCAUGUUGGUUUGUUGUGGAGGCAGACACUGCUGGUCAUGUCAGUUUGUUGUGGAGGUUGACACUACUGGUCAUGUUGGUUUGUUGUGGAAGCUGACACUGCUGGUCACUACUGGUCAUGUUGGUUUGUGGUGGACAUUGACACUACUGCUCAUGUUGGUGUGUCACCCUUGGUUUGGAUUGCAGGGCGGAAACAUGAACUUCCCCACCACCCUGGAGCUGUCCAUCGGGGACAUCCGCAUGCCGUUCUCCGAUGACAUCAAGUACAGCAUCCUGGGGAUUUCUGUCCUCCUAUUGGCUGUGGCCUUAGGUAUACUGGCGUGGCAGGUGUACCGGUACUGCACACAGAAACCCAGAUGGCUGAAGCAGUGGAACAGCUUGCUGAGCAGAGAGGACGGGUCUACGCAGGAAGCGGUCUACGGUUCGAACGUCCAGAGGCCCGAGGCGAAAUCGAAGCCCCAAGCGGUGGAGAACCUGCUUGAAGACACCUCUAGGCCCAGCCAACACCCAUCCCCUGAAGACUCUGGUGGGGUUGGUGGCCUCCUCACCCCUGAAGACUCUGACAGUGUUACCGGUCCCCCCUCCCCUGAAGACUCUGACAGGUUUAGGGGUCUCCCCUCCCCUGAAAAUUCGGGCGGGGUUGGCGAUCCCCCCUCCCCCUGUUCGCCCCAGGAGGUGGAGCAGCCCCAGGCCCAGGGCUCCCUGUGCUUCUCCCUCCAGUACGACCAGCUCCAGGCCCGGCUGCAGCUGACGGUGCUGGGGGCCCGGGCCCUCGGGGGGAGCGGCUCCAGCGGGAGCAUGGACCCCCUGGUCAGGGUGCGGCUCCUGUGGGCGGGGCCCAAGGACACGCCCACCUCGCCCCCCUUGCACUGCGUGCUGCGGGAGUGGCAGACGCGCGCGGUGACGGACAGCUCUAACCCCGCCUUCGGGGACCAGUUCUCCUGCUCGCUGCCGGAGCGCGACCUCCCGCACGUCACCGUCCGGCUGGAGGUGAGAGACUUCAAUAAGCAUUCCAGGCAUGAAAUUCUGGGAGAAGUUAGAGCUCAUUUGGGCGGCCUGGACCUGUCCUACCCCCUGGAGAUCCAAGAGGACUUACAGCCAGCUAAGAAGGAUCAGGUAGGAGAGGUGCUCCUGUCUCUGAAAUACCUGCCAACCUCUCAGAGGCUGGAGGUGGGACUCCUGAAGGUCAGAACACUCUCACAGUCCCCAAACAAGCACAGAGCUCUGUACGCUCGCACAUCCGUCGUCUGCAACAGGUGCAACCUCCGGCACCAGAAGACGACCCACAAGACCAGGUGGGAGAUGACGGUCUUCAACGAGGUCAUGACCUUUGCCCUGCCCGGCCCCCAAGUCACCGAGUGCUCCAUUGUGGUCUCCGUGUACGAGGUGGGCGGGGGCAAGAGGUCAUCCAAGCGCCUGAUUGGCCAGGCCAGCCUAAAGAAGGGGAAGAGGGCAGAGGAUGAGCACUGGAGCCUGAUGACGCAUUCGCUCCGCCAGCCAAUCGCUAAGUGGCACCUGCUGCUCAUUUGAAGCCUCAGCCAAUGGGAGCACAAGGCAUAACCUGCACUGACUGGGCAGGUCUGGCUCACCUGUGUCCAUUGGGGGACCCAUGCUACUGUGUACUGGUGCAACAGCCAAUCAGAGCACAGCAGCUGCAUUCAGAUUUAAGAAGUGUGCAGGUGUCCACAGCAAAACUGUCUAAACUGGCUGCUGAUUGGUCAGGUGCAGAAUCAUGUCCAAGCCUCAAUAAUUCUGGACACAUUCAUUUUGGCUCUGGUCACUCCCAUUUCUCUUCCUCUCACCACCCAUUGGUAGUCCUGCCUGCCAAUCACCCUACAAGACCAAGGCGGAUUUGCAGUUCUGACACUCACUGCUGCCUGAAGACCGGAUUGGUCAAAACGCAUCGCUGCAAAUUGCAUUGGGGGAGGCAAACUUAGUCCACACCAGGGGGUUAGGAGCAAACAUAGUCCACACCCAUCCUGUCUACACUGUUUCCCUGUUCUACUGCAGUCAUUGAAAACAUGUGUACAAGCACUUCCAUGUUUCAAAUGUAUUUUUUAACAAUGAAGGUUUGGCAUUUUGCCAUUUAUUUUGUCUUCAAAUUCACGGUUUACUUUCAGCAAAACAAAUUCCUUACAGGAAUUAGGACCCCGGUGCCGGAGGGCUGGUGUACAUGCAGGUUUUGGUUUCCACCGAUUACCCUGAUUUAACGAGCUAAUUGGCUGUAUUCACCAACGCUGGUUCACUCAAAGACUAGACCACAGAACUGUCUUUGGUUGUCAUUCACGCUCUUACCAAGAAAUGUAGUUGGAAAUGUCAGAUGGCGUGAAUGUCGGGGCUGAUAAAAUAAAUAAGGCCAGAAGUUGGCAUAAAAACCAGAA